This is a messenger RNA of Theobroma umbraticum, 3117 nucleotides long. RefSeq names its product disease resistance protein At4g27190-like. The record is from RefSeq and is a predicted model, not a curated record. Gene Ontology annotation, molecular function: protein binding; ADP binding. Lineage: Eukaryota; Viridiplantae; Streptophyta; Magnoliopsida; Malvales; Malvaceae.
GAUUAGGAUUUUUUUCUUCUUGCAAGGAGAUCAUCUGCUUGUUGCUACUAUUUGCUUGGCUGUGCCUAUUUUCCAAAUUUUCUAAAAUAUUCUGGGAUAGAAGUAUCAAUUCACUGAAUCAGGAAAGAAAAGGAAAUAAAUCAUUUAUUAUCAGUCUUUGAACCUCUGUUCACUACUUCUCGGCUCUGGUUAGGAUCAGAGACAGUCAGGACAGGGAAGUGCAGCCAUGGAUUUUUUUCUUAAUAAGCUUGAUAAACACUUGGACAACAAUAGAAGCCUUGACCAGAACAUGAAUGACCUAAAAAGAAAAUUGGAGAAUUUAAAUGCCUUGAAGGAGGACACUGAUUCAAAAAUGAGUGCAGAGCUGCAACCGAGGAAGAAACUCAAGAAGCAAGUUGAUCUAUGGUUGGAAACUGUUGAAAGAAUAAAUGGUGAGAUAGAAAGUCUUGAACAAAGAGUUGCACAAAGCAGUACCAUCUCACGUGGAUUUCACACGGCAAAUGUUUUAAAAAAGAUACAAGACGUUGAGGAUCUUCUUCAACAGGGUAAGUUUGAUCAAGGUUUGGUGGUCGAUGACCUUACGCAGAUUGGACAAGCUUUGACAACAACAACUUUAGUUGGGCAAGCUGCAGAGAUCUGUAAGAAAGAAAUUUGGACAUGCUUGAUGGAUGAUGAUAUUGGAAAGAUUGGUGUUUGGGGAAUGGGAGGGAUUGGUAAAACAACAAUCAUGAAGAUCAUCAACAACCAACUUUUAGAAGAGACUCAAAAGUUCAACAUUGUGAUAUGGGUCACCGUAUCAAAGGAGAUGAACGUCUCCAAAAUUCAGAAAGGUAUCUUACGUGCAAUUGGAGAAGACCUUUAUGAAGAUGAGGAGGAAGCAAUAAGGGCAGGGAAGCUAUACAAAAGGUUGAUUAAAAAAGGCAGGUAUGCGUUAAUCUUAGAUGAUCUAUGGGACAAACUAUCUCUUGAAGAAGUAGGAAUCCCUGAACCUUGUAACGGGAGUAAGUUAGUGAUAACAACUCGGAAGUUGGAUGUGUGUCGCUAUUUGGAUUGUCAAGAAGUUAAAAUGCGCACUCUUCUAGAACAUGAUGCAUGGAGUUUGUUCUUGGAGAAAGUAGGUAGGGAUAUUUUGAAUUAUCCAAAUCUGUUACCAAUUGUGGAAUCUGUUGUUGAGCAAUGUGCUGGUUUGUCAUUAGCUAUAGUUACAGUGGCUAGCAGUAUGAAGGGCAUAAGGAGCAUUCAUGAAUGGAGGAAUGCACUAAAUGAAUUAAGUAGACCAGUAAAAAGUGUGACUGGGUUAGAUGAAAAGGUUUUUCAGCAACUGCAGUUUAGCUAUGAUCAUUUAAAAGAUGAAAAAGUCCAGCAUUGCUUCCUCUGUUGUGCAUUAUAUCCUGAAGAUUGGAAUAUCUCUGAAUUUGCACUAAUAAGACUUUGGAUAGCUGAAGGGCUUGUGGAAGAAAUGGAUAGCCAGCAAGCAGAGUUUGAUCAGGGGCGUACGAUACUGAAUAAACUCAAAAAUAAUUGCUUGUUAGAAAAUGGUGAAUAUACUAGGUAUGUGAAGCUGCAUGACCUUGUGAGAGACAUGGCACUACGCUUCACGAGAGUAAAACCACGCUUCUUGGUAAAAACCGGCAUGCAAUUGAAAGAGAUACCACAUCAGCAAGAAUGGACUGAAGAUUUAGAAAAGGUUUCAUUGAAAUUUAAUAAGUUUAUGCAAAUUCCAUCACAAAUGUCACCACCAAGAUGCCAAAUCCUCACAACUUUAUUGCUGUCCCAUUGCUUAAUAGAGAGUAUUCCAGAUUGUUUCUUUGACCAAAUGAAGGGACUCAAAGUUCUUGACCUUUCUGGGAAUAACUUUAGAAAUUUGCCACGUUCCAUCUCUAAUUUGAAAGCUCUCAUUGUAUUAUUGGUUAAAAAAUGCCCUCCUUUAGAAAAGGUGCCAUCUUUCUCAAAACUUGAAGCUUUAAAGAGGUUGGAUCUUGCAUGCACAAAACUUAAGAAUCUCCCGCAUGGGAUGCAAAGGGUGGUAAAUCUCAUUUAUCUUCGUCUUGAUAUCGAAGAAGUCCCCAGUGGAAUAUUAUCAAAAUUCUCAUGCCUGCGACACUUGGUGGUAAGAAAUGCAUUUGUCAAAGGAGAAGAGAUAGGCCAGCUAAAGAAGUUGGAGUUCUUUGAAGGGAGUUUUUAUGAUUUGAAUGAAUUUAGUACUUAUUUGCAAGCUUUGCAUGGUCGAAGACAACAGCUUUUUCGAUACCAGAUUGGUAUGAGUCAUUGUCGACGACCAAGGGCUCCAAGACUUAGUUGGAAGAAAACCAUUGAAUUAGAAGGUUGUAAAAUUUAUAGAGUUGGCGUUACCUUCCCAUCAGAUCUUCAGCAAUUGAAUAUUGUUGGCGGUAUUGUUGAUUUUCCCGAAGAAGAGGUAUUUUUUUCGUGGUUUAUCCCAACGCCAAAGGGCAUGUUUUCUUCUCUUAAAGAACUUAAUUUAUUUGAAUGUAACAAAAUAAAAAAGCUGUUCUCAUGUAGUUGGGUGCUGAGGAACGUCCAAAAUCUGGAAGUGUUACGCAUUCAGUUCUGUGUCCAAAUGGAGGAAAUAAUAGCAUCAGAAAUCGAAUUUGUUGAAGAAGAAGGAAUGGGUGGUAGUAACAGUAAUACCAUCCAUUUUACUCUUCCCAAAUUAAGGAUAUUGCAAUUGUGCUUUUUAGGGCAACUGAAAAGCAUUUGUAGUGCAAAUGGAGUAAUGAUUUGUGAUUCUCUUGAAAGUAUAGUUAUCGAACAUUGUUCAAGAUUACAACGGAUUCCUUUGUAUCUUCCACCGCUUGAUGGUGGCCAACCAUCUGUUCCUCCUCUUGUGCGAAUCGUUAAAUCUUCAAAGGAAUUUUGGGAAUCGGUGAAGUGGGACCAUCCCAAUGCAAAGUCUCGAUUUAAGCCAAUAUUUACGAGCUAGAGCUGCUGAUUUAUACAUCUCUCUCCUUAUUUGCCUGACAACAAUGGUUUAAGGUUCGAUUUCCAAUUAUAAGUAUCUGCUACGACAGCUCCCUUCCUGCUUCUGUGAUUGAGAACAAACAAUCUGGAUUUCUCCCAAAUUGACAACAAGUUAAUUUGAUCCACCAGACAAGCAUU